UAUCAGCAGUAAUUUUUUGUUUGCAGAUUUGUUUUAUUUACUUUUCAGUUUUAUUUUACAACCAAAUGCAAUUUUGACAUGGAUGGUGUUAAUUUAUGAAGUGCGUUCCAAUGUAUUUAUUCAUUUCCUCCGACAGUGAGCACCUGGUAUCAAAAUUAUUUCAGAAGACAGCAUGGGGAUCCAUAUUUUUGUUUCAUGUUGAUUUUGGUAUUUGGUCUCGGGGCUCUGGCUGUUGGGAAGUACUGCAGCUGCUGGAGUCACUUUGAGCACACAUUUUCCAAACUAACGCAGAAACCCCACUGGCCCUGGCGGAGAGUCGUGGUGCUUAGAAAGCAUCUGCCGGAUGCCUAUGACCCCGGACCGACUUCGUUUCGCGCCCCACAAGCGACACUGAUCCCGAAAGCGGCUGAGCGUCCCCACCCCCGGCCCCCAGAGCGCUCCGAGAGUCGAUCCCCGCGGGCUGCGCGGACCCCGCUUUGCUCCCGCGGGCGAAGCCCCGGGCCGGCAGUGACCCCCGCGGCCGAUCCCGCUGCUGAGUCCCGUUCGGGCUGUGGGAUCGGCCGCGGGGGUCCCGGGGCCGCUGUUCCGCCCGCCCCGCGCUGCCAUUGGCCGCGGCCCCCCCGCUCCCUCGGCCCCGCUGCCCGCGCUUAUAGCGGCGGGACGGCGCUGCCGGAGCGCCGGGAGCCGCCGGGAGCCGUCGGGAUGCGCGCCCCGCCUAGCUGUCCGCGCUGGGCGCUGCUGGCCCUGGCGCUGCCCGUCCUGGCGCUGCCCGCAGAGCGGCUGGCGCUGCUGCCCCACGGCGAGGACCGCGGCGAUGCCGCGCUGGAGCCCGGGGACGAUGUGCACUCGGCGGCGCUGGAGCUGAGCACGGCGCUGCGCUUCUACGGCGCGGCCGUGCGCUCCCUCUAUGUUACCACUAAUGGAAUUAUUGCAGUGAAUGAACCCUCAAGUGAAGAAAAAUACCUUGGUCAAUUCCCAGUGAGUUUUGGGGCUAUUGCUCCUUUUAUGGCUGACCUGGACACAACAGAUGGACGUGGAAAUGUGUACUACAGAGAAGAUUCCUCCUCAGAUGUCUUGCAACUUGCAUCAGACUAUAUCAAAAGAGGCUUUCCUGAGACUGAUUUUGAUCCCAGCAGUGUCGUUAUUGUUACCUGGAAGCUUGUGGCUCCUUUCCAGGAGCCAGGAGAAGAUCAUGCUUUGGAAGAAAAGAGAAACACAUUCCAGGCUGUCUUAGCCUCUUCAGAUUCCAGUUCCUAUGCUAUUUUCCUUUAUCCAGAAGAUAGCUUGCAGUUCUAUAGCACAUACUCCAAGAAUGGCGAUGAAAAUACUCCUGCUAUUGUUGGCUUUAGUCAAGCCUCUGCAAACUACUACUUUUGGGAAAAGCCAGGAUCCUACAAUGUCAUUGCUGAUGAUGAAGACAGCAUUAGAAACCUGUACAAAGGCAGCAAUGCUGGGAAGCAGGGCGUCUGGGUGUUCGAGAUUGGUAGUUCGUCUGACAGUAUUGUGUCUGCCAAAAUCAGCAAUAUUUUGGAGAGCGUAGAGCCCAAUGAAGAAGACCAGGAGAUGACUUCUAAGCCCUUUAUGUCUGACUAUGGUUCCACUGAAAUAACACAACAGUAUAUCACAAGUAGCACAGACGGCACUGAAGAGGAUCAGCACCUUGUCACAUACAGUGUUCCUCAGUUAGCUGCAGAAGACUUUCUGACUUCAUACCAAGAUGUAACCGGAACACCUUCAACUGAGUCUUUUUACAAUCCUCAAAAUUUCCCGACAGCAAAAGCUCCACCUCGCCAGUUUCGGAUCCAGCAGUUCCCCCCACAACCACCUCAAGUCAUAGAUGUGGAAGAAUUUGAUGAAACUGGAAUAGUGUUUCGCUACCACACAGAUGUCCAAGAGACCUGUGCUAACAACCGUCACCAGUGCUCUGUUCAUGCUAUUUGCAAGGAUUAUCCCAACGGGUUUUGUUGCAGUUGUAUUGCUGGUUACAAAGGAAAUGGCAGACAGUGUGUAGCAGAAGGUUCUCCUCAGAGAGUCAACGGCAAGGUCAGAGGAAGAAUCUUUGUAGGAAACAACCCUGUCCCAGUUGUAUUUGAGAACACUGAUCUCCACUCCUACGUUGUGAUGAACCAAGGGCGUGCCUACACUGCUAUCAGCACAAUCCCAGAGACUUUGGGGUAUUCUUUACUACCUCUUGCCUCUAUUGGAGGUAUCAUAGGAUGGAUGUUUGCUGUGGAACAGCAAGGAUAUAAAAAUGGAUUCAGUAUUACAGGUGGUGAGUUUACACGGCAAACAGAAGUAACUUUUCUUGGCAACAAUGAGAAGCUGGUUGUAAAGCAGAAGUUCAGUGGCAUUGAUGAGCAUGGUCACCUCACCAUCAGCACAGAAAUGGAGGGCAGAAUACCUGAGAUCCCAUCUGGGGCAUCAGUCCAUAUAGAACCAUACACUGAACUCUAUCACACUUCUAGUUCUGUGAUCACUUCAUCGUCCUCGAGGGAGUACACGGUGACAGAGCCAGAAAGGGAUGGAGUGGCUUCGACGUACACGGGUGCCUAUCAGUGGCGCCAGACCAUCUCCUUUGAUGAAUGCAUCCACGAUGACUCCCCCCAUUCUGCUCCUGCCACUCAGCAGCUCUCAGUGGACAGCGUGUUUGUCCUGUACAACAGGGAUGAGCAAAUCCUGCGAUACGCCAUGAGCAAUUCCAUCGGCCCCAUCAGUGAUGGUUCUGCUGAUAUUAACCGGAAUCCUUGCUACACUGGCACUCAUAACUGUGACACCAACGCCGUAUGCCGUCCGGGAACUGGGAAUCGUUUCUUCUGUGAAUGUUCUAUUGGCUUCCGUGGGGACGGAAACGUUUGUUAUGAUAUUGAUGAGUGUUCAGAGCAGCCAGGGCUGUGUGGCAGCAAUGCAGACUGCAACAACCAGCCGGGAACAUACCGCUGUGAGUGUGUUGGGGGAUACCAGUUUGCAGCAGAUGGGCGGACUUGUGUUGCUGUGGAGCAUGAGGUAAACCACUGCCAGAGGGGCACACACAACUGUGACAUUCCUCAGCGUGCUCAGUGUGUGUACACCGGAGGGUCUGCCUACAUCUGCACCUGCCUCCCUGGCUUCUCCGGAGAUGGGCGAGCCUGUGAGGAUGUAGAUGAAUGUCAACAGGGCCACUGUCAUCCAGAUGCUUUCUGCUACAACACUCCUGGGUCCUUCAGCUGCCACUGCAAGGCAGGUUAUCGUGGGGAUGGUUUCCGAUGUGUGUUAGGAGAAGUAGAAAAGACCAAAUGCCAGCAUGAACGGGAAGUAGCUCUUGGCAGUGGAGGUGCUUUCUUCCCAAGGGAUGUAAGAGUUGGUCACUUCAUUCCCCAGUGUGAUGAGCAUGGGAAUUACCUACCCACUCAGUGCCAUGCUGGCAGUGGAUAUUGCUGGUGUGUGGAUAGGGAUGGAAAUGAGAUUGAUGGCACCAGAAGCGGUCCAGGAGUUCGACCACCGUGUCUGAGCACAGCCGCUCCCCCUGUUGUUAUUGGGCCUUCUGUUCGACCAGACACGGUACCUCUGCCACCAGGAACGCACUUGCUUUUUGCCCAAAGUGGUAAAAUUGAACAUGUUCCACUAGAGGGAAACAAUAUGAAGAAAAAUGGUGCAAAAGCACUCUUGCAUAUUCCAGACAAAGUUGUUAUUGGAGUUGCCUAUGACUGUGUGGACAAGAUGGUUUAUUGGACAGACAUCAGCGGCCCUUCAAUCAGCAGGGCCAGCCUGCAUGGUGGGGAGCCAACAACCAUAAUCAAAACAGACUUGGGAAGCCCUGAAGGGAUAGCUGUAGAUCAUCUAGGUCGCAACAUCUUCUGGACUGACUCUCAGCUGGAUAGAAUAGAAGUGGCCAGGCUGGAUGGGCGGCAGCGUCGCAUCCUUUUUGACACUGGUUUGGUGAACCCCAGAGCAAUUGUUUUGGAUCCUGUGAGAGGAAAUUUGUACUGGACUGACUGGAACAGAGAAGCUCCUAAAAUUGAAACUUCAUACAUGGAUGGUACAAAUAGAAGAAUUCUUGUUAAAGAUGAUCUUGGAUUGCCAAAUGGACUGACAUUUGAUCCUUAUUCCUCAAUGCUGUGCUGGGUAGAUGCAGGUACCAAGAGGCUGGAAUGCAUGAACCCUAAUCAGCUUGGUAGACGAAAGAUUGUUGAAGGGAUUCAGUAUCCUUUUGGUGUUACAAGCUAUGGGAAGAAUUUAUACUAUACAGACUGGAGAAGGGAUGCUGUUGUAGCAGUGGAUCGCACAAUUUCAUUAGAAAAUGAUAACUUCCAGCCUCACAAGCGCUCACGACUCUACGGAAUCACCACAGCCUUCGCUCAGUGCCCAGGAGGGCAUAACUACUGUACGGUGAAUAAUGGUGGUUGUACUCACCUCUGCUUGGCUACCCCAGGAGGCCGUACUUGCCGCUGCCCUGACAACACAGUUGGAGUAGAUUGUAUAGAAAGAAACUGAGCAUUAAAAUAAGCUUUGGAGCAGCAGACACCUUUUGGAAAUGUGCUGUAAACAAUUCACUCCUAUCAACACAAUCAGGCCCUAAAGAUAAGCGCUCCAUGCUGCUGACAGCAAGCCACUAUGCACAUAUGCAGACACACACACACACACAGAGGCUGCUUUUGUAGCAGUUAAGACAGAGCUACCCAGGUUGGAUCCAAAUUCACCUUAUUGCUUGUAAAAUUAUCUCUUUGCUUUUAAAGGUAAAUGUGGAGGCCUUAGUUGUAUCUGCCCCAGACGAGGAGGAUGUGUCUCUUGGCAAAACUGAAGUAACAAAACACAGAACAGAGUAAGGAGAAUGGAACUACUCAAAUCCUGAGACUGAAUUGUACCUUGGAGUGAGCAGCAGUUUUCUGCAGAAGUGGUAUGGUUAGCCCAUCAUAUAUGUGGCUGGACUUAUCUCUAGGUGAGAAAUAAUCAGGGAGGUCCCAAAGUUGAACAUAUGAGGGGGAAUACCCAGUAAUAGCACAUAUUUACUGCCAACCACAUUCCAUCUCACUACCAGUUCUUCCACUUCAAAAACCUGAAUCUCAACUUUUGACUUCUGCACUACAGAAGUAUUUUAUCCAUGUGUUGUAAGGAUUAUAAAUCUCACCCUGGCUCAUGUGAUCCUUUUCUACAGCACAUGAUUUGUUAUAGAUAAUCAACACUAUUUAGUGGAUAUAUUUGAAGUUUUUGUUAGGUUUUAAGAGAUUUAUCUUUCUUCUGUUUGAGGUGGAUUCCUGAGUAGUUCCCUAAAAUCCACUAAACAAAAUUUAGAUAUUUUGAACAAUUGCUGAUAGGUCAUCAAAGAAGGGAUGUUGAUUCAUGGGGAGACAAGUGGUUUUAAAGAGAUAGUCACAUUUGUUUUCUGAGAGGUUUUAAAAUAGUAUUUCUAUGUUUGAUCCUAUAAGCCUCAAAGUGGUCUCUGAAUUCUAUCUUAGCAAUCUUUCUUCUUUAGCAAACCAUGCCAUGCCUUUUUAUAGACCGUAAGAAACCACGGCAGUUAAAAUCUGAUUUUCAGAAAGCUCACGUCUGGGUUGGUGCUUAAAAAAAAAAAAAAAGCUAAUGCCCCAUUUAUGUGCCAGUGAUCAGUAACAGCAAAAACGGUGCUCUGAAAAUCAAAGUGAAGUUGAUGUUUUCAUCAUCACCAGUAAGUUUGGAGAGGGAAAAUCUAAAUGCAUACUUAUACGUCAAAUUAGCAGAAUAAAUCUGGAAGUGAAGUUUGGUUUCCUCACUGUGUGUUGGGAAGGAAGCUUGCCUGCAAACCAACCUGUGGCAGAGCAAAACAGGGCUUGUGAGGCUCCUGCCAGAGCCCGUUUCACUGUGUGUCAUGAUCAGAGCAGUAAGCUAACAUCCCCAUUUCCUCACUCCCUCUUCAGACACAACGGUGACAGUUUUAAACAGAGCCAAUUCUGAGUCUUACCUGUGUGACAUCUUCCUCUUUAGUUGUAUAUUUAUCAUAAAAUAACAAAACAUAUAAACAUUUUAAAGAUCUUUUUGUAUAACUUUUUAUAACUCUUAAUUCAUUCUAUUCAUGCACUUAAUCAGGUAUGUCUUACUGUAAAUAUCAAAAAUUUGUUGAAAUGAAGGUGCUUGAUAACUCUUUCUCCAGAAAUACUCACAUAUCUGGUGAAAUAUUAAAGUUUACACUCUGUACAGGUAUCUACAGUACAGUCAAUAAAAAUGGUUGGUUUUUAUUUUCUAUAAAAAAUAAUGUCAUGACUGCAGAAGGAAGUGAUAUGUGGUGUCUCAAAUAUAUUUUCUUGUUGCGUUCU
Molecule: messenger RNA, 6266 nt
Organism: Motacilla alba alba
Lineage: Eukaryota; Metazoa; Chordata; Aves; Passeriformes; Motacillidae
Gene: NID1
Product: nidogen 1
Exons: 20
Coding region: 196-4470 (1424 amino acids)
Biological process (GO): cell-matrix adhesion
Molecular function (GO): calcium ion binding
Source: RefSeq, a predicted model, not a curated record